This is a messenger RNA of Trypanosoma cruzi, 1632 nucleotides long. Its product is annotated as chaperonin TCP20, putative. Gene Ontology annotation, biological process: protein folding. NCBI's taxonomy places the organism in Eukaryota, Euglenozoa, Kinetoplastea, Trypanosomatida, Trypanosomatidae. Bases 1 to 1632 code for a protein of 543 amino acids. Gene Ontology annotation, molecular function: ATP-dependent protein folding chaperone; ATP hydrolysis activity; ATP binding. Gene Ontology annotation, cellular component: chaperonin-containing T-complex. The record is from RefSeq and is a predicted model, not a curated record. The transcript has a single exon.
AUGUCGACAAGCCUGGCCUACAUUAAUCCCGGGGGAAGGCAGGCUCGAAAAGCCAACGCCCUAGAGAUAAAUAUGUUUGCUUCCCGUGGGUUGCAAGAGGUGCUCAAAACGAAUUUGGGUCCCAGGGGAACAAUGAAAAUGUUGGUUUCGGGUGCUGGUUUAAUUAAAAUAACGAAGGACGGUAAUACGCUCUUAGGAGAAAUGCAGAUCCAACACCCAACUGCAGCUCUUAUAGCACGCGCAGCGACAGCCAUUGACGACAUUGCGGGUGAUGGUACCACAAGCACCGUACUUGUUAUUGGCGAGAUGAUGCGGCAGUGUGAGAGGUGUAUUCAGGAUGGUCUUCAUCCCCGUAUACUGACCGAAGGUUUUCGUCUGGCUCGUAUUGAAGCGUUAAAGUUUCUUGAGAGGAGUAUUUUGAAGAUACCUGCCGAUGGGCAACGUGAGUAUUUGACAAAUGUUGCACGCUCGGUUCUUUCCACAAAAGUGGGUUCAAAUAUGCCCGAGCGCCUCGCGGAGGCAGUUGUGGAUGCCGUACUUGCGAUUGCCCCUGUAGAUGGAAAGGAGAUUGAUUUGCACAUGGUUGAGGUCAUGCAUAUGAAACAUCGACUGAGCACGGACACGAGUUUCGUCAAUGGCAUUGUCUUGGAUCAUGGUGGCCGCAAUGACGACAUGCCAAAGUUUCUGGAAAACGCGUACAUUUUAACCUGCAAUGUUUCUUUGGAAUAUGAAAGAAGUGAACUGAACGCGGGGUUUUAUUUCAAGGACCCUGCUGAAAAGGCCCGCAUGGUUGUUGCAGAGCGAAAAAUUACGGACGACCGUGUACGGGAUAUCAUUGCCCUUAAAAAAAAGGUCUGCACCAAAGAAAACAAUCGUUCUUUUGUCGUGAUCAACCAGAAGGGAAUUGAUGGCAUCGCCCUGGAGAUGCUAGCAAAGGAGGGAAUCUUGGCUCUUCGACGUGCCAAGCGCCGAAAUAUGGAGCGACUCGUUUUAGCUUGUGGAGGUGAAGCAGUAAACACAACCGAGAAUUUAACUCCCGAAGUGCUUGGAGAGGCUGGUCGCGUGCAGGAGUACACUUUGGGGGACGACAAGUACACUUAUGUGGAAGAUGUCUGUAAAGGGCAAAGCUGCACUUUGCUGGUGAAGGGGCCAAAUGAUCACACCAUUGCCCAAAUCAAGGAUGCCAUUCGUGAUGGGCUUCGAUCUGUAAAAAAUGCCUAUGAAAGUGGGGGUGUUGUACCCGGUGCUGGGGCAUUCGAGGUGGCUCUGCAUGACCACUUAAGUCGAUUUGCCGAAACCGUCACGGGGAAGCAGAAGAUCGGCGUGCGCGCCUACGCGGAUGCCAUUCUUGUCACACCCAAAACUUUGGCAGAGAAUUCUGGACUCGAUGUUCAGCACUGUCUUAUCUCUCUCCAAGAAGCCAGUCGGGCAGCGCGCCUGCAGAAUCGGUGGGUAGGCCUUCGUCUCGAUACCGGAGGCGUGGUUGAUCCCCUGGCAGCUGGGAUACUCGAUAACGUGAUUACUAAAAAGAGUAUUCUGGAGGCAACAGGUGAUAUUGCAUCCCAAUUGCUUUUGGUGGACGAAAUCAUGAAGGCUGGUCGUCGUGGUGCGGGUGGUCCACCGCCAGAGUAG